This is a messenger RNA of Nomascus leucogenys (northern white-cheeked gibbon), 900 nucleotides long. Its product is annotated as cancer/testis antigen family 47 member B1-like. The record is from RefSeq and is a predicted model, not a curated record. NCBI's taxonomy places the organism in Eukaryota, Metazoa, Chordata, Mammalia, Primates, Hylobatidae.
AUGUCUGCCACAGGGGACCAACACCCGACCCAAGGGGACCAGGAGGCCCCGGUAAGCCAGGAGGGAGUGCAGGCCGAGGCGGCCGGAGCUGGUAACCAGGAGGGCGGCGACUCCGGCCCCGACAGCAGCGACAUGGUGCCUGUGGCCGAGGUGGUCGGAGUCGCAGGGCCCAUGGAAGGCCUCGGGGAGGAGGAGGGUGAGCAGGCGGCAGGCCUGGCCGCAGUCCCCCGGGGCGGGAGCGCCGAGGAGGACUCGGACAUCGGGCCUGCAGCGGAGGAAGAGGAGGAGGAGGAGGAAGAGGGGGAUGAGGCGGCCAACUUCGACUUGGUGGCGGUCACCCGUCGUUACCCAGCAACGGGCAUUGGCUUCGUGUUCCUGUACCUGGUCCACUCCCUUCUCUGCCGCCUCUAUCACAACGACCACAUCCUGCUAGCGAACCAUCAUCACCUUAGCCACCUGAUGGCGGGGCCCCACGCUGAUGGGCCCAACCUGUGGGGCAACCCCCGCCUGCUGCUGCCGCCCCAGAUGCUGGGUGCAGGGGCCGCAGCCCGGGAAGGUGAGGGCCUGGGCCUGAUCCAGGAGGCCGCGUCGGUCCCAGAGCCUGCAGUGCCAGCUGACCUGGCCGAGAUGGCCAGGGAGCCCGCCGAGGAGGCCACAGAGGAGAAACCCUCAGAGGAGACCGCAGAGGAGAAGUUUGCAGAGGUGGCCACAGAGGACCCGGACGCAGAGGAACCGGCCACAGAGGAACCGACCGCAGAGGAGGCCGCGGCCCCCGAGGAAGUCACUAAAUGUCAGCCUGAAAAGUGGGAUGAAGAGGCCCAAGAUGCUGCAGGCAAGGAAGAGAAAGAACAAGAAGAGAAGGAUGCAGAAAACAAGGCGAAGAACUCCAAAGGGACCUAG